This is a messenger RNA of Chara braunii, 1199 nucleotides long. The record is from the annotation of a GenBank genome assembly. NCBI's taxonomy places the organism in Eukaryota, Viridiplantae, Streptophyta, Charophyceae, Charales, Characeae.
GUAGUAAUGACGUGUGCUCUCUCUGCGAUCAUAGAAAAAGGCCCAGGCUACUUUCGGUUGAAUACCGAACUCCUGAAUGAUGAAGGGGUGGUAGGAUGGAUCACGAGCAGGAAUGGCAACUGAUCAAACCUCACAGCGAGACGGUAGUAGACUGGGUAGAUGCGGGACUGAGGGUAAUCUCACUGAAGUUGGACUCCUCACAGAUCACAGCAUUCCAACGGAACAAGGAGGAGGCAGAGCUGAAAGCCAGAGUAGAAGAAGCGGAGAAAAUGAUGGGACUGCACCCAGUAUCGGACCUUUUAUGGGCAGAAGAGCGAAAGGAUAGGCUUCAGGAAUGGGGCGGGUGGCAAAUUCGAGAGCAAGAGAGGUGGAUCAAGAUCCUGGAGACCAAGGGCAUCAUCAUUUCCUAUCGAGUGACAAAGGAAACAUUCAGAAAGCUGCUGCCAAAGAACAAGUCAGUUCAGAUGAAAGAGUUGAGGCACCCGCACCAGCUGGGAAGGCCUUUGGCAACCACCAAUGAGGAGAUGUGUAGCUAUGCAAAGGACUAUUUCCAGGACAUCAUGAUGACAAGACGACCAUACGACAAUGUGGACGACAAUAUGGCGGAAGGCUCGGCUCUGUGGAAUAAUUUGACAAUACGCGUCUCAGAAGAAGCAAGGAUCUGGUUGGACAGGCCGGUAACGGAGGAGGAACUGGGCGCCACACUACGCUGUAUGGCUCGGGGAAAGGCGCCGGGGGAUGAUGGGUUGCCUGUGGAAUUCUUUGAAAGCUGUGGAGAAGCCCUAAAGGCCGACUUGGUGGAGAUGUAUAACGCUAUACAGGCUGGAGGACGGUUGGGAAAGUCAAUGACAAGAGGUAUAAUCUCGCUGCUCUUCAAGAAGGGAGAGCGGAACGAGGUUCGAAACUGGCGGCCGAUCUCCCUCUUAAACGUUGUCUACAAGAUCUUGGCUAAAACACUGGCCAACAGGCUUGCAAAUUAUCUGCCAUGCAUUGUCCACCGGGAUCAGGGCGCUUUCGUGCUGGGUCGGUCAAUUUUCGAGAAUGUGGUGAUCGCCAUAGAGGCUCUAAAACUGAUUGAGAAGGAGGAAAGCAACACUGCAGUUCUGCUGCUGGAUCUUGAGAAAGCCUAAGACAAAGUGAAUUGGACAUUUGUCCUAACCACCCUGCGUUGGUGGGGAUUCGGGGAAGCCUUUUGUCAA